Messenger RNA from Australozyma saopauloensis, 1575 nucleotides. RefSeq names its product Zcf21p (gene ZCF21). Gene Ontology annotation, biological process: regulation of transcription by RNA polymerase II. Bases 1 to 1575 code for a protein of 524 amino acids. Lineage: Eukaryota; Fungi; Ascomycota; Pichiomycetes; Serinales; Metschnikowiaceae. Gene Ontology annotation, molecular function: zinc ion binding; DNA-binding transcription factor activity, RNA polymerase II-specific. The record is from RefSeq and is a predicted model, not a curated record. The transcript has a single exon.
AUGCACGAUAGCGGCUCCGCAACCUCCGAGACCCUGGUCUCACCCAGCACUCGCUCUCCCGGCACCGCUUCUGCUUCGACGCCGGCCGUCAAGCAGGAACCGUCCGAUGUGUCUGUAUCUGGAUCGUCGCCCAAGCAAAACAAGUCCGAAGCGACACUGCCCUCCGAGCCGAACGAGGCCAAGAGCAGCGAGAAAGGCGCUUCCGCCGACGAAAACGGGCGCAAACGUAAAAACUUCCGCCGCAAACACCGCAACUCGCACUUGGGCUGCGGCACCUGUAAGAAACGUAGAAUCAAGUGCGACGAGAUGCUCCCGCAAUGCUUCAACUGUGUCAAGGGCAAGCUCCAUUGUGCGUACCUCAAUCUCGAUGCGCCCGCACGCAACGCGUUGCGCAUGGCUCAGUUCAACCAGAAUCUCCGCGGCGACGCUUCCGAAGAAGCCACCGCUUCCUACUACAAGGAGUUCCACAACGAUCUGCAACAGCCGGCGGCCGCUGCUCCUAUCCACUCCAUUCCUCAUGUAGCCAUGCAGCAGCAGGUAUCGCCUGUUGGCAGUGUUCUGAACGGUGCUGCUUCUGUGCCGAUCCAGGUGCCUGUAGGUCAGCCUCAAGAAUACUACUCAGCAGGAUACAUUCCAUAUCAGAUCGUGCCGCAGAUGGUAAAUGGAGCUUCUCCUACCGCUGCUGCGCCCUCCGGCAGCAUUGUUCCCUCUGUGUACCACCCCAUGGUUCAGAUACAGCAGCAGCUCUCGUCGUCUGGUAAACCAACGAUGGUGUACUCGCAGGUGCCCCUUCAGGUGGUUCCAGCGGGCCAGAUUCCUCAUGUAGUCUACCAGCCGCAAGAUCCGCAGUUGGCCAUUCAUGGCCCUCCUGGUCCUCGCAAAUCAAGCCUUGUCCACAUCGCGCCCUCCGGUUCCUCAAUGGAGGGGCUGCCAGUGAUGGUCCUAAAUAACCAUCCAGACAGCAUCUAUGAGAGCUCGCCCAACAUGCAAUCCAGCGGCAUCCCCAUGGGCGUGGCUCCAAUAUCUGCAGCGCAACACAUCGCUGCACCGGCCGUGGCCCAAGUGCCUCGCUCAUAUCCACCAGGCGUCAGCAUGAUGUCCUUGGGAAUGGCGCCCAGCCCGAUUAUCCACCAAGUGCCACAGCCCGGUCCUUAUCAGCCGGUGGGCACACUCCAGCAACUCAGCCCAGUGCCUCAAAUUGCUGCCACUCCUCAACUAACACAGCUCCAUCAAAUCCCACAGUCUGCACAAAUGAUCCCUCACCAUGCAAGUGUCGCUGCUGCUGCUGGAUCUCCGACUGCCAAACCCGUGAUCUCGCCCUCUGGCGUGCUUUAUACGUCGCCGCUUCCGCUGGCAGAGACAUUGAUCGGGAGAUCCUCCCAUGGUUCGAUGGCCGCGCUUCGGCGUGACCUGAAUCCUGUCAAGGUGAAAAGCGAGUUUGUCAAGAGCGAGUUCAGCAAUGAUUUUGAGAAGAGGGCGCAAGCGGGCUCCAACGAAAGAAAGUACUCUACCGAGUCUCCUCUGUCUUUGAACGAGACAGAGAAGAUCCCCUCGAUCAAAAUGCUUCUUUCCUAG